This is a messenger RNA of Bactrocera neohumeralis, 1683 nucleotides long. RefSeq names its product protein yellow. Gene Ontology annotation, cellular component: extracellular region. The transcript is spliced from 3 exons. The coding region runs from base 160 to 1458 and encodes 432 amino acids. The record is from RefSeq and is a predicted model, not a curated record. NCBI's taxonomy places the organism in Eukaryota, Metazoa, Arthropoda, Insecta, Diptera, Tephritidae.
AGCUUAAACCGAACGCAGUGUAAAAGCGGCGCGAGUGACGGUAACAGCGUGUAUUUCAACGGCAACGGUUUGCUUGAAUUUACGAAUACUCAGAGCAAUUUGCGAAAAAACAAAAUCAAUACAAUUUUGAAACAUUAAAUUGUUUGACAAAAAAAAACGAUGAAGUAUCUCUUUUUCGCCACACUGCUCUGUGCGGGCAUUAUCUUCUGUAAUGCUAAGUUAGAGGAGAAAUUUUCGUGGAAACAACUGGAGUUUGAAUGGCCAAAUGCACAAGCUGAACAAGAGGCUAUCAGCAAGGGUCAAUAUGUGCCCGAGAAUAAUUUGCCUUUGGGUUUGGAGCGUUGGAAUGACAAACUGUUUGUCACUGUGCCAAGAUGGAGGGCCGGUGUAGCAGCUUCACUCAACUACGUUGAUCUUAAGACUACGGAUAAAUCUCCCAAAUUGCGUCCAUAUCCAAGCUGGGAAGCAAAUACACUACCAAUCGAUGUAGAACCACAAGAAGCCAAAACUCCAGCUGGUGGACGUUUGGAUGCCGAGAAGCCGAAAUCGGUAGAAACCACAUUGACGGAUAAUGCCACAAUUAUUUCGACUUUCCGCAUACAAGCCGACGUUUGUGAUCGUUUAUGGGUUUUGGAUACUGGACUAGCAGAUAUUCUGGGCAACCCCAAGCAAAUCACGCCGAAUUCCAUUGUUAUCUUCGACCUAAAAACUGACAAAGUGCUGCGCCGUUUCCCGAUACCAAAAGAUCAGAUAAAGGACGACAGUUUCUUCGCAAAUAUUGUGAUUGAUGCUGAACGCACGGAAUGCAACGACGCCUACGCAUAUAUACCCGAUUUGGGCGCUUACGGGCUUGUGGUUUACUCAUUCCGCGACGAUCGUUCGUAUCGUGUCAAACACAAUUUCUUCCAUUUCGAUCCGCUACAAGGUGAUUUCAAUGUUGGUGGCGUCAACUUCCAAUGGACAGAUGGUGUAUUCGGUCUGGCGGUUGGUCCAUUGAAAGCUGAUCACACAAAAGAUAUUUAUUUCCACGCUUUAGCCAGCACCAAAGAAUUCAAAGUCUCAAAUCGUGUCUUACAAAAUGAAACACAUGUAACGAGUCCAGCAGCUUAUUACGAUUUCGAAUUUGUUGGCGAUCGUGGCAUGAAUGGACAAUCCACCGCGGAAGUGUAUGACAAAGAUACUGGUGUUAUAUUUUAUACACAAGUCAAUAAGGAUGCUAUUGCAUGUUGGAAUGUGAAACGCCCAUAUGAUUUGGAAUCGCAAGGUCUUAUCGAUUCCGAUUCACAUGCACUCGUGUUCCCCAACGACAUGAAAAUCGAUAAUGAAGGUACUGUGUGGGUGUUGUCGGAUAAGAUGCCAACAUAUUUGUACAAAGAAUUGGACCCCUCAGCAGUGAACUAUCGCGUUUUGAGUGGCAACAAUCGCGAGCUCAUCAAGGGUACACCCUGUGAAGCUUAAGAUUCUUUAUACGUAAGACGUUAGCAAGAGUCGAGUGCUAGUAUGCAAUAUAAUGCAUUUUAAUAAGUAUAGAUAUAUUUACGUGUGGCACAAAUCAUUACACACUAUGUUUUAAGUUAUUGUUAUGUGCAAAAUUUUAUUGUUUACUACUCGUUACUAAAAUUGUUUAAGCACACAUAUUGUGAUUUCAUAAAUGAAAAAUAAAUUACAUAUAUAAAACUUCUA